Messenger RNA from Gastrolobium bilobum, 1708 nucleotides. Its product is annotated as two-pore potassium channel 3-like. The record is from RefSeq and is a predicted model, not a curated record. Gene Ontology annotation, biological process: stabilization of membrane potential; potassium ion transmembrane transport. Gene Ontology annotation, cellular component: plant-type vacuole membrane. The transcript has 2 exons. Gene Ontology annotation, molecular function: potassium ion leak channel activity. The coding region runs from base 208 to 1383 and encodes 391 amino acids. Lineage: Eukaryota; Viridiplantae; Streptophyta; Magnoliopsida; Fabales; Fabaceae.
UAAAUCUUUGCAUAAAAAUGGAAUCUAUAUAUUAUAUUAGUACAUAAUAAGAAAUAAACCAAUGCAUGAGCUCUCAGUUGAUUGAGAGUUGCGAUCAUUUGGCGGCAAUUAGCAACCCACCUUUCGUCUGGUUUGACUGGCAGUUGAAUAUUGAAGUUGUGAUAGUAGCUUGCUAGCAUCAGUCUCCAACUAACAGCUAAAUGCACCAUGCAGGAGCCCCUUCUGAGUCUUUUCUCCAGGAAAGAAGCAGCAGAAUCACCAAGAACGUCAUCACCCAAGGAACAAUCUGUCCAUGAUGAUCAUGUUCUUGCUUCAUCACUAGGCCAAUCUAGUUCACCUCAUAUCAUCAAUGAAGCCAAGAAUCCUCCUCCUUAUAUUAACCUCAUAGCCAACUUGAGCAUCAGGAAAGGGAAGAUUAAUCAUCGCUCUCGCUCUGCUCCAUCUGUAUUAUUCACUGACACUCGGGUAGAUUUUCAUGAGCCCUCUGAACCCAAACCUUCACGUAAGUCGUCAUCAACUUUAAUAGUUAGGCUAUCAUUCAUUGGUGUUUUCUUGUAUGUGGCAACUGGGGUUAUAGUGUAUAUGAGUAGUGGAAGUGGAAGUUUCAAGGGCACUACCACAUUCAUGCCUGUAGAUGCUGCUUACUUUACAAUGGUAACUCUCUGCACAAUUGGGUAUGGAGAUAUUGUUCCAGACACCACAUUUACCAAGAUCUUUACAUGUGGUCUCAUUUUAGUGGGGUUUGGAUUUAUUGGUUUUCUGCUCAAUGGGUUAGUUGCAUACAUUUGUGACACACAAGAGGCAUUCUUAUUGAAUAUGAUGGAUGAGAAUCGAUAUAAGAAAAUUCUGAGUACGUAUAUGGUUGAUGAAGAGAAAGGGAGAAUGAGGAUAAGAACCAAAGUUUGUCUGGCAUUGGUUGUUGUCAUUGGUUGCAUUGCUAUAGGAACAUUUACGGUGCAUUUUGUUGAGGAUCUGAACUGGGAUGACAGCUUUUAUCUCUCCAUUACCUCUGUUACAACAGUUGGUUAUGGGGAUUAUUCUUUCAAAACUGUAACCGGCAGAUGUUUUGCUAUUAUAUGGCUUUUGGUAAGCCCGUUGGCAGUUACACGGGCCUUUUUAUACCUCACUGAUUAUAGCAUGCACAAGAGAAACCGUCAGGUGGCAAAAUGGAUUCUACACAAGAAGAUAACCUUAUCAGAUUUAGUAGCUGCAGACCUUGAUAACGAUGGUUCAAUCAGUAAAUCUGAAUUUGUUAUAUACAAGCUUAAGCAAAUGGGGAAGAUAACUGAGAUAGACAUUAUACAAAUAAGCAAGCAAUUUGAUUCCUUGGAAUGUGGCAUGUAUGGAAAGAUUACUCUUGCUGACCUCAUGGAUACUAUCUAAGUCAAACAUCUCUUCUAAGAGGGCGGAUCAAUGCAUGAGACUACAACUAUUGUGGAGUUUGGGGAGUGUCCCAUGUUUGCAGUCUUACUAUUAGCUCAUCCUUUAUUACCUUUUGCCCAUUCACAUGGAAUGUGGAUAUUCAAUGAAUAGAAAUAUUAGCCCUUAUUUGCACUAAUACUUGAAAACUGAAAGGCCUCAUGUCACGGCUGUCCAUUAAUUAUUAUUGUUGGUGCUAGUUCUGUUGGUUUGCUGAUGUUACGUCCUAAAUGUGAAAAGAACACAAAAUUUGGAUUUUUAUGGUACUCUGUUAUGAAUAAAAUUUUGA